AUGUUCAUGAAAUCGGUCAACACCGCCGCUGCGCUGGUAGCGGCAUUCGUAGCACCGAAAGACCUCGAUGUCAAAGACCCAACAUCUAUACGUGGUGUGGCUAGUACGCUUGCGCAUGGGCUCAUGUCAUAUUACUCCGGAAAUGUGACGAACACCCCAGAGAGCAUUGCAGUUUUCCCUGAACCAUAUUACUGGUGGGAAGCAGGUGCAGCCUGGGGAGCCAUGCUGGAUUAUUCCCAUUACACGGGUGAUUCUAGCUACGAUGAAGUCAUUACACAGGCCCUACUAUCUCAAGUUGGGCCUAAGUUUGAUUUGAUGUCGCCAUUGCAUUUUGGCUCCGAAGGGAACGACGACCAGGCUUUCUGGUCUUUCUCUAUUCUUAACGCCGCUGAGCGGAAUUUUCCCCAGCCUGACGACAGUAUUCCCCCUUGGCUCGAUAUCGCAGAAAACAUCUGGAACACGAUGGUUGUUAGGUGGAAUACGACCAACUGCGGAGGCGGACUUCUUUGGCAAAUCUUCGAGGAUAACCCGAACGGCAUGAAAUAUAAGAACAGCGUUUCCAAUGGCGGUUUCUUUCAAUUGUCGGCACGCCUUGCACGGGCAACCGGCAAUGACACGUAUUUCGAGUGGGCUAAGAAAGUGUGGGAUUGGUCUGAGAAGAUUGGUUUCAUAGAUCAGGACUACAACGUUUACGAUGGUGCUGGCGUCGAAGAUGAUUGCGCUGAGAUCAACAAACUAUCAUUCUCAUAUUCCCAGGGAAUUUAUAUGUAUGGAGCCUCUGUCCUUUACAACUACACGAAGGGCGACAAGACGUGGGGAGCUCGCACGACCGGCCUCCUGAAAGCAGCAGACUCUUACUUCAGCCCCUACCCGAACGCGACUAACAUCAUGUUCGAGCACGCCUGCGAACCGUACGAGCUCUGCAACAAUGACAUGAAAUCAUUUAAGGGCUACCUUUCGCGCUUCAUGUGGGCGACGUCACGAAUGAUGCCUUCCACGUCAAACCAAGUUCAGUCUUUGUUGAAUACCUCCGCCGUUGCAGCUGGUAAAGCUUGCUCUGGAGGACAGAAUGGUACUGUAUGUGGGCAGAAGUGGUAUACCGGUGGUUUUGACGGUGUAACAGGACUGGGCCAGCAGUUGACGGCGUUGGAGACGGUCCAGGGGCUUCUCUCUCAGCAGGCGCUUCCUCCGUUCAAGGCCGGUGAGAUCAAGCACGUCAAGGGCACAGGAAAGGUACCGCCGAAGCCGGCUGGCAAGUAA
This is a messenger RNA of Daldinia childiae, 1260 nucleotides long. RefSeq names its product Mannan endo-1,6-alpha-mannosidase DCW1. The coding region runs from base 1 to 1260 and encodes 419 amino acids. The transcript has 4 exons. Gene Ontology annotation, biological process: fungal-type cell wall biogenesis; carbohydrate catabolic process. Lineage: Eukaryota; Fungi; Ascomycota; Sordariomycetes; Xylariales; Hypoxylaceae. Gene Ontology annotation, molecular function: mannan endo-1,6-alpha-mannosidase activity. The record is from RefSeq and is a predicted model, not a curated record.